Messenger RNA from Oxyura jamaicensis (ruddy duck), 3974 nucleotides. RefSeq names its product zinc transporter 10-like. Lineage: Eukaryota; Metazoa; Chordata; Aves; Anseriformes; Anatidae. Gene Ontology annotation, biological process: zinc ion transmembrane transport; detoxification of zinc ion; manganese ion transport. The record is from RefSeq and is a predicted model, not a curated record. Gene Ontology annotation, molecular function: zinc ion transmembrane transporter activity. The transcript is spliced from 4 exons. Gene Ontology annotation, cellular component: membrane. Bases 112 to 1428 code for a protein of 438 amino acids.
CGGGGGCGGUCCGCGGGGCGGGGCGGUGCCGGCGGCGUUAAGGGCAGUGCCGGGCCGUGCCGUGCCGGGCUGGGGUCGCUGCGGGUGCCGGCGGCGGUGUCGGUGCGGGCCAUGGGGCGGUACUCGGGCAAGACGUGCCGCCUCAUCUUCAUGCUGGUGCUCACCACCGGCUUUUUCGUGGCCGAGCUGGUGUCGGGCUACCUGGGCAACUCCAUCGCGCUGGUGUCCGACUCCUUCAACAUGCUGUCCGACCUCAUCUCGCUCUGCGUCGGGCUCUCCACCGGCCGCAUUGCCCGCCGCAGCCGCCGCGGGCCCCGCGCCACCUACGGCUACAGCCGCGCCGAGGCGGUGGGCGCCCUCAGCAACGCCGUCUUCCUCACCGCCCUCUGCUUCACCAUCUGCGUGGAGGCCCUGCUGCGCCUGGCCCGGCCCGAGCGCAUCGACGACGCCGAGCUGGUGCUCAUCGUCGGCGCCCUGGGCCUGGCCGUCAACCUGGUGGGGCUGCUGGUCUUCCAGGACUGGGCCGCUUGCUGCCGCCGCCGCCGCCGCACCCCGGCCCCGACGCCCGCCGCCGCCGUCGCCGCCCCGACGGGGGGGGCGCCCGAGCCGCGGGACGCCGCCGACCGAGCAGGUGAAUCCCCAAACGACCAAAAAAGCCCUGAAGAGGGGUCGGGGAGGAAAGUAGAGAAAAAGUCUGAAGCCUUGAACAUCAGAGGUGUUCUUUUGCACGUUAUGGGAGAUGCACUUGGGUCUGUGGUUGUAGUAGUUGCUGCUACAAUCUUCCAUGUACUUCCUCUGGGGCCUAAUGCUCCUUGUAACUGGCAGUGCUACAUUGAUCCGAGCCUGACAAUAAUUAUGGUGGUCAUCAUUUUGUCUUCUGCAUUCCCACUCAUCAAAGAGACCUCAAUUAUUUUAUUGCAGAUGGUUCCCAAAGGUGUUAAUAUGCAACUACUGACUGACAGACUAGCUCGUGUACCAGGGGUUAGCAGCCUUCAUGAGGUGCAUGUAUGGGAGCUUGCAGGUGGCAAGAAUAUUGCUACUCUUCAUAUCAAGUGCCAAACCCCUACUGAUUACCAAGAUGCUGCUUAUAAAAUAAGAAAGGUUUUCCAUGAAGCAGGGAUCCAUUCUGUGACCAUCCAACCUGAGUACAUUGACCACAAGACCUCCCACCUCUUGUGCAGCUCGCCCUGCAUCUCAAAAGCUUGUGACUCUCAGCUCUGCUGCAGUCAGCAGGAGGCACCGCUGGCUAAAAGUAAUGGCUAUACUGAGAAAAACGAUAGCUGCCUUUCUGCACUGCAUAAAGACAAUGGUUCAAGUAAAAGUGAUAUUGAAAUCCCUAUUGAGUGUGCACUGACGGAGAAUAGUGUUAAAGAUGAGAAAAAUUGUGAAGUGUCUGACAAGUCGCAGUUGAGCAGUACGAGAUUUUAAACAACUUGGUCUACUCUGUAAAAUUUUUUCAUAGAACAAAGGUGUCCAGGCAGGAAAGCGGGUCAUCAGUGGUUGUAGCUGAAGUUAAUGUGGCAAAAAAAGAUUUCUGUGCUUUAGCUGUAAACCAAAAUACACCCCAAAAAGCUUGCAUCUGAAAUAAGGGUUAAUAUUUCCAUGAAAAGUGUGCAUUCAUCUAAGAGUUUUCCGAUACAGCCUAACACAGUUCCUUACCAAACCAUGUGUGAAUUCCUGUUGCUAGUGUGGAUGAGGUGUAUUGCUUUCCACCCUGAUGCUUGCAGUGUAUGACCAGUGCCACUGGGAAUGAAACUCUUGCCUUUCUGUCAAAGUGAGCUGUUUCCUGAGAGCCCUGCAGCAAGUUAAUGAUUGUACUGGGCCAAAGUACUGUAUAUUUAUAAAGGACUUAAGUAGAGAUGUUUUACUGAGCCUCAAAACCUACUUUGUAUAGACAGUUCAUUUUUAGCAGUAACUGUUGUGCUUCUGAAGUUGGUGAAUGAAAAUAAUGGUGUCUGAUGGGAGGCGAAGCACUUGGGAAGGGUUGGCUUGCAUUGUUUUUGUGACCCCUGUGUUUGGGGACAGAGCAGAAUCUGGUCUUGCUUCUCUACUAGAACUGCUGGAGCCAGCCUAAUCACAGAUGAAGGAUGCUAAAGAAUAUGCUCUGUGUCAUGAAACUAAGGAAUUACUAGCAUUGUCUCUACUGAUUUUGGCAAGCAAAAAUGCAAGUAGUCAUCCAAUUAACUUUUAUCUUGUUCAUUGUUGUGAUUAAACAACUCAGUUCUUACCCCUUGCCUCUACCCCCAACCUCCCAAGCAACAGAAGCCACAGUCUUAAUUCAUUGUUGUGUGGAAUGAUUGCAAUAUCUUUAACACUGAGCAUCUGUCCUUGUUCAUGCUGAAUAAAUAAGCUAACGUGUCUGUUAUGAAUAGUUAAAAUUCUGCAAUUCUAUUGUUAAGAGAGAAUUUCAUAUUAAUUGAGAAAUUCCAUUUGAAGUUUUUUAAAACAGUGUUAUAACUUAGAGGGAGCUUUUGUAUAAUAUAUAUGUAUAUAGAAAUACUGGGAGAUUUUCCUAUUUUAGUCUCAAUUAUUUCUUGUUGAUUUGUUGUAAAAGUCUAUGCCCUCCUCUCCACCCUGCUUCUCCUCCCCAAACCCAAAGGUGCAUUUUGAAGUAUUUAGUGAAGCAUUUAUAUUCUCCUUCUUGCUGCUGCUUCUUUUUGAAGACAUGCAAGGGAGCUUUAAGGAAAACAAGAUGACCUGCCCUGUCAGCAGUGUUGGAUUUUGGUCGGGUCUGCUCUCCAGAUUUUUGGAAGAGGGGACCCACUACCUAAUACACACUGAGUGCAGUGCUUAGCCUCACUGUGGAUCUGAUCCAGAAGCGUUCAAAUACUUUUUUUUUUUUUUUUUUUUUUUUUUUUCAAAAGCAGCUUUUCAGUGCUCCAUGUGGCCUGGACAGGCUAUUUAGUUAGCAGUUCACAGAGACAUCUUUAAAAAAUAGUGGUGUCUUUACCUCAGGGACAGCUUAGCAGAAAGGGCAAAUUGAUUUCCUGCUGGGCUGGGAAAAUACCAGGACCUGGUAGGACCAUGGCUGGCUCUAAAGCAGCCAGCUCCUUAAUAAGGAUGGUUAUAUUAAAGUCAAUGAAUAUAAAAACACACAGCAGGGUAUUUUGCUGCUUGGAAAAUGGUAUUUACUAAACCAGUGAUUGCAGUCUAAAUUGCACACCUCUAGGUUUGUACUUACCCAUUUUGAACAAAGUCUUGGAUGAAUUAAUGUAUUUUAUAGCCUUUCAUGGUAGGUUUGUAUUAUAUAAAUUAAACUAUUUGUUAAUAACAUUAAAAGCUUAAUCCUCCAGUGUGUUUGGUCCUGUUAGCAGCAGCAGGAUUUUGCUUUGCAUUUGUUGCACAAAUUAAUGUAAAUCAGGAAACAUUUCAUGAACUGCUCUGUCCUUUUAAAGUGUGUGGCAUGAAGUAAGACAGCUCAUGCUUCAGUUCUUUUUGUACUUAUUUUCAUCUAUUGUGAUGUUUAAAUGGAGGAGUGUAGAUCUAAAUAACAUAUAUUUACAGGUUUGCUUGUUUUCUGAGAACUGGAGUAGAAUUCUCCCAAAAUAACAAGAAAGUUUGUGCAGGAACUUACCUCCAAGACAUCCUCUAAAACAAGCACCCUUUCAUAAUUAUGCAUUUGUGUCUUAAAUCAGGUAAUCUUUUUUAUAUACACAUUUUAUUAAAUGGUUGAAAGAUGGAGUGUCAGUAUUGUUUUACCCUGGAUUUAGAGAAAAAGAGUAUGUGUAAUACUGGGGUAUUAGAUAAAAUGGACUAUCAUCUUUUUCUCUGUCCUUCCAGUGUUUAUAAAAACAGUGGUUAUCUAUUUUUUUUUUUUUUUUAAAGUUUUUUAAAGUGGUGUAACCUGAAAACACAACGAAGUAACAUUCUUGAACUUUCUUGUCUGGUUGAAUGUACUGUAAUUGUUGUCUGUGAAUAAAUAGGAAAAUACCAGGGAAUAUAGAAAUCUUCAGGUCUAGAAAACAGGCAAAGUU